Pogoniulus pusillus (Red-fronted tinkerbird) is the source of this 1679-nucleotide messenger RNA. It is a transcript of the gene AS3MT, whose product is annotated as arsenite methyltransferase. Bases 141 to 1298 code for a protein of 385 amino acids. Gene Ontology annotation, cellular component: cytosol. Gene Ontology annotation, biological process: arsonoacetate metabolic process; toxin metabolic process. The record is from RefSeq and is a predicted model, not a curated record. NCBI's taxonomy places the organism in Eukaryota, Metazoa, Chordata, Aves, Piciformes, Lybiidae. The transcript has 10 exons. Gene Ontology annotation, molecular function: arsenite methyltransferase activity.
UCAGGUGCGGCAUUCCACUAGGCUGCGGGUUUAGGGGCGUCUCUGGGUUCUGCCGGAGGGGGGAAUUGGACAAAUGGUGCUCCAGUAUCUGGGGGGUAAAGGAGGCUCCAGAGCCUUCGGGAAGGCCUGGCGCAGCGCCGAUGGUGUGGUGUCAGGCACCAGCCCCACGUUCCUGUUGCAGUGCCGGCUCCCUGCGAGAGCAGAUCCAGCGGGAGGUGCAGGAUUACUAUGGCAAAGAGCUGCAGAAGUCGGAGGACCUGAAAACCAAUGCCUGCGUCACCUUGGCCAGGCCCCUUUCCAAGGUGGUGAGAGAUGCUUUGGAGCGUGUCCACGAGGAGGUGGUGGCCAGGUACUAUGGCUGCGGUCUGGUGAUUCCUGAGUGCCUAGAGUCAUGCUGGAUCCUGGACCUGGGUAGUGGCAGUGGCAGAGACUGCUACCUGCUGAGCCAGCUGGUUGGGGAGCGAGGCCAUGUCACUGGGAUAGACAUGACUAAGGAACAGGUUGAGGUUGCAAAGAAGCACAUUGCCUACCACAUGGACAAAUUCGGCUACCAAAAGCCAAACGUGGAGUUCCUCCAGGGCUACAUAGAGAAGCUGGAUGAUGCUGGGGUGGCUGAUGAGAGCUACGAUAUUGUCAUUUCCAACUGUGUGAUCAACCUUGUCCCUGACAAGAGGGCUGUGCUGCAUAAGGCCUACCGCGUGCUAAAGCCUGGGGGAGAGAUGUACUUCAGUGAUGUCUAUGCCAGCCAGCGCCUGAGUGAGACCACCCAGAAGCACAGGGUGCUGUGGGGGGAGUGCCUGGCAGGAGCCCUGUACUGGAGAGACCUGUACAGCAUUGCCAAGGAGGUUGGGUUCAAAACCCCAUGCCUGGUCUGUGCCAGCCCCAUCACCAUUGGCAACAAGGAGCUGGAGGACAUCAUUGGCAACUGCUGCUUCGUCUCUGCAACUUUCCGUCUGUUCAAGGUGCCAGCUGACAGCCAGGCUGGGCCGAGCCAGGCCAUCUACAAUGGUGGAAUUCUGGGGCAUGAAGAAGAGCUGGUGUUUGAUGCCAACUUCACCUUCAAGAAAGGAGAGGUAGUGGAUGUGGAUGCUGAGAUGGCUGCGAUCCUGCAGAGUUCCAGGUUUGCAAAGGAGUUCCUGAUCCAAGCUGGCAAGGCCAACACCACUACACCACAGGGCUGCUGUGGCAAGAGAGUGAAGGAGAAGAUCUGCAAUCCCUUUGAGCUACUGGAGCAUCAAGCAGCCCCUGGGACUGCCUGCCAUCCUAGUGGCACUUGUGGUCCCCAAAGAUGCUGCUGAGUGGCAAGUAGUGCCCUGGUGGAUACCAGCAGGGCAGAAGGAUAUGGCCCUGUGUAGUGUGUGGCUUCCACCAGAGAGCAAAUAAAUGUCUAAAAUCAAAGGUCGUGUGCUCAUGGCUGGAACCACAGGGCUCGUAGGUUGCUGUUGAGGCUGGUAGGGCAUGUUGUGGCUGGUUGUGGUGAGGAUGGGCAGCAUUUCUGUGGCAGCAGCUGCAUGACUUAGACACAUAGACAGGGACUGUCUCUGUGGGAAAGAGGUCAUGGGUUCCUACAUGUGUGAUGACAGGUCUGGCAUGGGUUUGGCAGCAGCACGUGCUGGGCAGCAGCCCAGCCCAAAGCAGAGACGUUUGCAGAAGGCAGCUUGGCAAAUUGGAGUGUGAAA